This is a messenger RNA of Eurypyga helias (sunbittern), 5919 nucleotides long. RefSeq names its product gon-4-like (C. elegans) (gene GON4L). The coding region runs from base 4 to 5919 and encodes 1971 amino acids. The record is from RefSeq and is a predicted model, not a curated record. The transcript has 27 exons. Gene Ontology annotation, molecular function: transcription coregulator activity. Lineage: Eukaryota; Metazoa; Chordata; Aves; Eurypygiformes; Eurypygidae. Gene Ontology annotation, cellular component: nucleus. Gene Ontology annotation, biological process: regulation of DNA-templated transcription.
AAAAUGACUCGCUCCAAACUGAAGGAAGUUGUGGAGAAAGGAGUGGUGAUUCCAACAUGGAAUAUUUCUCCAAUUAAGAAGGCAAACGAGGUGAAGCCUCCUCAGUUUGUGGACAUUCCUCUUGAGGAAGACGAUUCAUCUGAUGAAGAAUACCAGCCUGAUGAUGAGGAUGAGGAUGAGACUGCAGAAGAGAGCUUACUGGAAAGUGAUGUGGAGAGCACUGCUUCUUCUCCUCGGGGAGCAAAACGAUCCAGGACACGGCGGUCAUCUGAUGAAGAGGGAGGGACGCUCUGUGAGAUGGAGAAGGUUACUCCGCCUGUUGUUAGACAUAUUAGUGCUGAAGUAGUUCCCAUGGGACCUCCACCACCUCCUAAACCAAAGCAAAACAAAGACAGCACGUUCAUGGAGAAGCUGCAUGCGGUGGAUGAGGAGUUGGCUUCGAGCCCAGUAUGCAUGGAUUCUUACCAGUCUCUGGAAGACAGCCUCAUUGCCUUCCGAACCCGGUCGAAGAGACCACUGAAGGAUGUUCCUCUUGGUCAGCUGGAGGCUGAACUCCGUGCCCCAGAUAUCACACCCGACAUGUAUGAUCCCAACACCGCGGAUGAUGAAGAAUGGAAAAGGUGGCUUGGAGGACUCAUGAAUGACGAUGUGGAGAACGAAGACGAAGCAGAUGAUGAUGAUGACCCUGAGUACAACUUCCUGGAAGAUCUGGAUGAACCAGAUACAGAAGAUUUCAGAAAUGAUCGUGCUGUGAGAAUUACCAAAAAGGAAGUGAAUGAGCUGAUGGAGGAGCUGUUUGAGACAUUUCAGGAUGAGAUGGGUUUCUCGAACAUGGAAGAUGAAGGCCCGGAAGAUGAAGAUAAUGUUACAGAGUCACGGCCAAAUUUUAAUACACCGCAGGCACUGAGGUUUGAAGAGCCUCUGGCCAAUUUACUGAAUGAACAACACCGAACGGUGAAGGAACAGCUUGAGCAGUUGAGAAUGAAAAAGUCCUCGAUCAAGCCACCACCAGAGAUAGAAAAAUCAAAACCUCAAAACGAGAAGCCUCUCCAGAGCCUGGUUCUGGACAGUGUGCAGAGAAAGAGGCUCCAGCAGCAAAUGCAGCAGCAUGUUCAGCUUCUGACUCAAAUCCAUCUCCUCGCAAGUUCCAACCCUGCUUUAAGUUCAGAAGCCAGUACCACCAGGAUGUUUUUGAGUGAGCUUGGCAACUUUGCUCGAAGCUCUACGCUCCUCCGGCAGUCGUUCAACCCCAAGUUUCAAACAACGUUCCAGCCCUGUAACUUGACUGGAGCGCUGCGGCUCAUCGAGGAUUUUCAUGCCCAAGUCCAGGUCGACUGGAGCCCUCGGAAAGCGGUGAAGAAGAGUGCUAAUGAAUUUCCCUGUUUGCCAAAGCAAGUGGCGUGGAUUUUGGCAACAAGGAGAGUCUUUAUGUAUCCAGAGUUACUGCCAGUCUGUUCCUUGAAAGCAAACCCUCCCCGGGACAAGAUCAUCUUCACCAAGGCAGAGGACAAUUUAUUGGCUUUAGGUUUGAAACAUUUUGAAGGGACAGAGUUCCCGAAGCCUUUGAUCAGCAAGUAUCUCAUGCCAACCAAAACUGCCCACCAGCUGACAGUGCGAAUCAAGAAUCUCAAUAUGAAUCGAGCCCCCGAUAACAUCAUCAGAUACUAUAAAAAGACAAAACAGUUGCCCAUUCUGUUGAAGUGCUGUGAGGAAAUCCAGCCUAAUGAGUGGAAGCCGCCUGUGGAGAGGGAAGAACAUCACCUGCCGUUCUGGCUAAAGGCAAGCUUGCCCUCCAUUCAGAGGGAAUUGAAGCAAUUAGCAGAAGAUACCAGGGAGAUGCCAGGUUCACCUGAUGCAGAAUCUGUCUUUUUGGGGACAGGAAAGGAAACUUCGGACACGGAUUGUGAUGAAAAAUACCCUCUACUCAUGCCCAAGGGACUAGUACUGACCUUAAAGCCCCUUGCCAAUCGAUUCUCUAGGAGAGCGUGGAGGAGGCAGAGGUCUUCAGCGCUGAAGCCGGUCCUCAUUCGUCCAAGUCCUUGUCUGCAGCCCAGUUCCAACACUGUUAACAUCCAAAAAACUGUGAAGUUGUCCCAGUCAGAAGCUCCUCCCAGCAAAGUUAUGGUUCAGAUUCCCCAGCUAAUCCAGCCAGCUACAGUUCUGCCAACGGUGCCGGGAGUGCAACAUCUGAAUGUUCCAGCUGUGGUAGGAAGUGGGGAUGGCUUGGAAUUGCAGAAUGUGCUCUCCACUUCGCAUUCGGACUCCAGACAAGCCUUCACAGCUGCUGUACCACCAGCAAUAGUGACCUCCAAUCCAAUAACUCUUCAGCCAAAACUGAUGUUGCCAGCUUUGGCUGGAGCAAAAGUACGCAAACCUUGCGUUCGUAAGGGAUACCAAAGGAAAAAAGGGACGAAAUCUGCCCCGCUGAUUAAGACUUCCCCUCUGAUUCAGCCGUCUCCGGUCAUCCUUACGGUCCCUGCUGCCACAGUGAAAGUGGUUAAUAUAGGCAAUGGUUGCAAUAUGAUUCAGCCCCUAAACACAACCGUUGGUAGAGGCACUCAGGCCAUUCCAGUUACAACCUUACUGGUGAAUCCAUCCACCUUCCCCUGUCCCUUAAAUCAGCCUCUAGUGACUUCUUCGAUCCCCUCGUUGAUAGUCUCUCCUAACCCUGUUGGUCUUUCUGCAUCAUCUGUUGGUGAAAAUGAAGAACAGCUGAAUCUGGUUCCUUCUUGCCCUGCUGGGAACAACAAAAAUACCUGUCCCGCCGCGGAGCCCAAGGUUGAACCCCCGGAGUUGUACGUUCCGUGCUCCGCUCUCUCCCCUAAGGAGGAGUGUGGUACAAAUCCUGCUGCUUCCAGUAACGGCAGUCAGGAAAAGGGAGGUGAGGGUGAGUGCUGUAGCUGGACAGUGGUAGAAGGAGACGGGAAUGUUCCUGAGCCAUUGGCCAUGGACCUUUUGCCUCACUUAGGAGAUCCAGAUGAAACGGUGAAAAUGGAGCCUGAAGAUUCCAGUGAUGUGGCCAAGGAAGUAGCUGCGGUACAGAAGAGGGAUCUUUCGUGCGCUGAAGUGAAGGAGGAGUUUGUGCUGGACCUUGGCCAGGAGCUGAACAUGGCGGCUGCAUGUUCAUGUUCAAAUGACCUGAAAGAAAUGAAAAAGGAGCAUGCUUCGUGUGACGAGAAGGGGGAAGAAGAACGGCGGGCUUUGCAGCCGUCGCCCUGCGGUGAGCAGCAGCGGGAUGCGGGUGGUGCUGUGGGACCACCACUCAGCGGCGACUCUCCAAAGAAUCUUUCGUGUACAGCGGAUGUUGAGGCGGAAUUUAGUAGUCCGCUGGGAAGACCAGAGGAUUCGUCCAGUAUAGACGGCCAGUCCGUUGGGACACCGGCUGGCCCUGAAGCUGGAGGAGAGAGAGAAGGACAAGAAGAGGAGGAAGAAGACGACUUUGAUGAUUUUACGCAAGAUGAGGAUGAAGAAAUGUCAUCAGCCUCAGAAGAAUCUAUUCUUUCAGUGCCAGAACUUCAGGAGACAAUGGAAAAACUUACUUGGCUUGCAACAGAGAGACGUUUGAGCCAAGAAGGAGAUUCUGAAGAAGAGAAUUCCCAGGAAGAGAACUCUGAGCCUGAGGAAGAGGAGGAGGAAGAAGGGGAAGGAAUAGAGAGUUCACAGAAAGAUGACGAAGCAUGUGGAGAUGUACUGGAGGAACCUAAGUCUGCCUUCACGCUGACGAAGGCGGCCCCGCAGGUGGAAGCCCACAGAAUGCCAGCGGGAGAAAACAUGAAAGCCCCUGGGAAGAGCAGGAGCUCCCACAGAACUAGAAAUAAGAGGGGACGGGCUCGUGCUAGCAAAGAUACAUCUAAGCUGCUCCUCUUGUAUGACGAGGACAUCCUGGAGAGAGAUCCCCUGCGGGAACAGAAGGAUCUGGCAUUUGCACAAGCCUAUCUAACCAGGGUGCGCGAAGCCUUGCAGCACAUUCCUGGAAAGUACGAAGACUUCCUCCGCGUUAUCUACGAGUUUGAGAUCAGCACGGACAAGCGAACAGCUGUGGAUCUCUACUCCACUUUACAGAAGCUGUUGCAUGACUGGCCACAGUUGCUCACGGAUUUUGCUGCCUUUCUUUUACCGGAGCAAGCGCUGGAGUGCGGACUGUUUGAGGAGCAGCAGGCAUUUGAAAAAAGCCGGAAGUUCCUCAGGCAGCUGGAGAUCUGUUUUGCCGAAAAUCCUGCCCACCACCAGAAGAUCAUCAAGGUUUUGCAGAGCUGUGCGGACUGCCUCCCCCAGGAGAUCGCAGAGCUGAAGACCCAGAUGUGGCAGCUGUUGAAGGGACACGACCACUUGCAGGACGAGUUCUCCGUUUUCUUUGAUCACUUGCGGCCCUCAGCCAGCCGCAUGGGAGACUUUGAGGAGAUCAACUGGACGGAAGAGAAGGAAUAUGAGUUUGAUGGGUUUGAAGAGGUGUCUUUGCCAGAUGUAGAAGAGGAGGAGGAGCCACCCAAGAUGCAUGCAGCCUCAAAAAAUAAGAAGCGGAAAGAGAUGGGAGGCCAGAACAAUGACAAGGAGGUCGAGUGGGUAGAUGGGAUGAAGGAAUGUUCAUGUUCCUGCCAUGAAGGGAGUAGCGAUCUCAAGCUAAAGAAAAGCAAAAGGAGGACCUGCAGCCAUUGUAGUAGUAAGGUGUGUGAAACCAAAUUUUAUAAAAACAAAGAUUCUCAAGAGCUGCCUGUAAGCCUUGUUCAGCAAGACUCAAGUCCUCGGCCUGAGGGGAAAGAUUCUGGAAUGUCUAAGGAACCUGCAGAAGAAAGCCUGGAGAACAGAGAUGAGGGAGAGGAUGUCCAGAGCAGGACAAAAACACCGUCUAGGAAAGUGGACUCUCUGGCUUCAGGGUCUCACCUGGAAGGAAAGAUUGUCCCCGGUAGACACGCACCUUCUGAAAAAGCUGCCCUGCCUGACAGUCAGCUUCAAGAAGCAGGUGCCAGUGCUGCUGUGAACGCUGCAAAGGACAGUGACUCUUCCAUCACUGGCCCCAGAUGGACGCAUCUGCAAAAAGCUACUCCAAAACUACCUCAAGAAACCAAAGACUGCCCGUGCACUGUGGGAAGUGAGAGUGAGGGACCAGCCCAGCAGCACCAAGGACACGCAGAAGCUUCCCUUGGACUGAGCAGAGAUCUGCUGCUGUCUUCUUGUUCUGCUACAGUGAAAGGUUUAGGGGGACCCAGUUCCUCUUGUGGGAACAGUUCAUGUCAGACCGCAGGGCUUCAGUCGGAUUCAGCAGAGAAGCUUUCCGUCUUCGGUCAUGCUUCAAAAUCGGGUGUGAAAGAACUGGAGGGAUCACCUUUGCCUCCGGAAGGAAAACCUGACACAAAGCAGGGUUGGGUAGUGCUGGCUAGAAAAGCAGCCCUGGGUAGCAGCUGCGGCUCAGAGUCCCCUGGUAAUCGCGUUGCGGAAGCAGAGGAUACGGGCUGCACUGGAAAUUCUCCUGAGAGCAGAUUAAAGUCAAGUGCAGGCACGUGCUUCCAGGUACAUCAGCAUUCUGAGCAGCCAGAAUACAGAGCGGUUACUGCCUCCCUGGGGCAGAAGGAAGAGGAGCAGCAACAGCAGCGAGUCACAGAAGCAACUGUGUGUGCCAAGAACAGCAAAGUCAGCUCGACUGGGGAGAAGGUUGUCCUCUGGACCAGGGAGGCUGACAGAGUCAUCCUCACCACCUGUCAGGAGAAAGGAGCCCAACUGGAAACCUUCCAGGCCAUCUCACAGAAACUGGGCAACAAGACUGCUAGUGAGGUAUCCCACAGGUUCAGAGAACUGAUGAAGCUGUUUCACACAUCCUGCGAUGGCAGCUCUGAAGAUGAGGAGGAUGCAACUAGUACCAGUAACACAGACCAGUUGUCGGAUAAAGAUCUUCUGCUUUCGGAGGAAGAACCCGAUGACUGA